AUGGCGGAAAUGAAUACUUGGAACGAAAGCUUAUUUGGCUGCUGCGAUGAUUUUCCCAUAUGUUGUUUUGGAUGUUGCUGUACGCCAUGUUUAUUUGGUUCAAAUGCUGAGAAAAUUGAUGACAGUAGUUGCUUGGGAUUCUGUUGUAUAUACUGGUUGCUAGCACAUUUCUAUAUGUGCUGGCUACCACACUAUUUAAAAAGAGAAAAACUUCGAAGAAUCUAUAACCUACGUGAAGAUGCAACCUGUAGUGAUAUACCAGCUACGUUGUGUUGUGGUCCAUGCGCAUUAUGUCAGGAGGCUCGUGAGAUGAAAUCGAGAGGUCACAAUGGACGAAGCAAUCAACAGAUGAGUUAUCAGGUUACCAAUCAGCCAACUUUCUCUCAACCAAUAUACAAUAGACCACCUCCCCAAGAAGCAUACGAAUCACGUCAUUUCUGA
This is a messenger RNA of Rotaria socialis, 441 nucleotides long. The record is from the annotation of a GenBank genome assembly. NCBI's taxonomy places the organism in Eukaryota, Metazoa, Rotifera, Eurotatoria, Philodinida, Philodinidae.